Messenger RNA from Nilaparvata lugens (brown planthopper), 1174 nucleotides. Its product is annotated as very-long-chain 3-oxoacyl-CoA reductase. The record is from RefSeq and is a predicted model, not a curated record. Lineage: Eukaryota; Metazoa; Arthropoda; Insecta; Hemiptera; Delphacidae. Gene Ontology annotation, cellular component: endoplasmic reticulum. Bases 137 to 1078 code for a protein of 313 amino acids. Gene Ontology annotation, molecular function: oxidoreductase activity. The transcript has 6 exons.
AUGGAAAACUGGCACCAGCUAUCAACGAAGGGGACCUUGACAAUGAGUACUGCGCAUGCGUCAAUAAGCCGGUCGAAACGACACUGAUAAACGAAAACGGAACGUUCAGUCACUGUUGAUCGCUCAAGCAGGCACCAUGUCUCUCACCACUCUAGAAAAGAUCGGGCUUGUCUGCCUCACUUAUCUAGGCUUCAAAAUAGUCCGCAGUAUUUUGCAAUUUGUAUACUGUCAUGUAGUUGCACCAGGCUUGAAGCUUUUCGUCAAUCUCAAACAGCAGGGCCAAUGGGCAGUAAUCACCGGCUGCACUGAUGGUCUCGGAAAAGCAUUCGCAGAAGAGCUGGCUAGUCAAGGAAUCGAUGUUGUUCUAAUUAGUAGAACGAAGAGCAAACUGGACACAUUGGCUGCUGAAAUAGGAGAAAAAUACAAGGUCAACACCAAAGUCGUAGAAGCAGACUUCACUGAAGGAAACUCAGUAUUCUCGAACAUAGAAAAGCAAUUAUUUGGACUUGACAUUGGAGUUCUUGUGAACAACGUUGGACUGAGUUACCCUCAUCCCGAGCAUUUCCUCAACCUUCCUGACCGCGACAAGGUGUACAAUGACAUCAUCCAAGUCAACAUUAACACCACUCUUGCUAUGUGCCAGAUCGUCAUGCCAAGCAUGGUUGAGAAUCGUCGAGGUGUAGUCAUCAACAUUUCUUCAACCGCCGGCCAUAUUCCAUCUCCACUUUUAUCCAUCUAUGCUGCAUCCAAGAUAUUUGUGUCAAAGUUCAGUACAGAUUUGGCCACUGAAUACAAGAAAUACGGAAUCACCGUGCAGUGCCUGACUCCUGGAUAUGUUGCCACCAAGAUGAGCAAAAUCAGGAAAGCUUCAUGGAUGGCUCCCACCCCUAAGACUUACGUCAAGAAGGCCCUGAAAACUGUUGGAAUUGAAGGAUUGACAACAGGAUACUUCCCUCACUCGUUAUUGGUAAAUGCAAUCCAAACCAUGAACGCCAUAUCGCCUAGCUUCGCCGAAUGGAUCGUGAUGCGAACUAUGAUGAGUAUCAGAGCCCGUGCUGUUAAAAAGGCAGCUUCAUAAUUCUCCAUACAUUUUGUGAUAAAAAUCUUUAUAUUUAUUUAACUUUUUUUGAGAAUCUUUCUUAGAAUGUUUUACAAAUAAACUACUAUUUCCUUA